CUUUCUCUUUUCUGUCAUUUGCUAAUAUCCUGUUUGGGAAAUCAUGCGUCUCGUAUACACGUAGCGGUCGUAGCGCGUUGUACUUAUUGAUCAUAGUCAUUCGAUUGCAUGGGGAAACAGAUUUUUCGUUAUUUGUUUUAUUUGUACUGAUUCCUGUGUUAUUACGUUGUAAACAAGGAAAGAUACGACAUUAUUGAGAAGGUCGAACCCUCCCUCCUGACAAAAAGAUGAGCAGGACAAGGGAACAAGCUGGUUCGUCUAAGUCAUCAGGAUCUGCAGGUUCUACUGAGGAAAAAGAAAAGGAUGAGAGAAUUUUUGAGUGCAAUAUCUGUUUGGAUACCGCAAAAGAUGCAGUAGUCAGUAUGUGCGGUCAUCUGUUUUGUUGGCCAUGUCUGCAUCAGUGGUUAGAGACCAGACCUACCAGGCAGGUUUGUCCAGUAUGCAAAGCUGCAAUAAGCAAAGAUAAAGUCAUUCCAUUAUAUGGACGUGGUGCAGCAAAGCAUGAAGACCCGAGGAAUAAUGUGCCGCCACGCCCGGCCGGUCAAAGGUCAGAACCAGAAGCCCAUGUCGGUUUUCCCGGCUUUGGUUUUGGUGAUGGUUCCUAUAUGUCGUUCGGCAUUGGCACUUUUCCGUUUGCUUUUUUUACAUCGACUUUUAACUUUGGAGAAACACGACCAAGUGCAGCUCCGAGAGGUACACCACAAUUUGAGGAAGAGCAGUUUUUAUCCAAAGUAUUUUUGUGGUUAGCAGUGAUAUUCAUCUGCUGGCUGUUGAUGGCAUAACAUUAUUUCUAAAUCACACACAUACCAGUCUGCCCAAUAAUUUUUGUUUAAUGAUAUCCUGUCGAUUUAUGAUAAUCGCAACAUUACAUCGGUUUUCAUUAUGUGACUUUUACAAAGCCUCUUUGAAAAAAAAGAAAUGAAAAUACAAAUUUACUUCCGCGUAUUUAAAAAAAGA
Atta colombica is the source of this 957-nucleotide messenger RNA. Its product is annotated as E3 ubiquitin-protein ligase RNF185-like. Gene Ontology annotation, biological process: ubiquitin-dependent protein catabolic process. The record is from RefSeq and is a predicted model, not a curated record. Gene Ontology annotation, molecular function: metal ion binding; ubiquitin-like protein conjugating enzyme binding; ubiquitin protein ligase activity. Lineage: Eukaryota; Metazoa; Arthropoda; Insecta; Hymenoptera; Formicidae. Gene Ontology annotation, cellular component: endoplasmic reticulum. The transcript is spliced from 5 exons. The coding region runs from base 228 to 782 and encodes 184 amino acids.